CUCUACCCCAGAUCCCCCGCGCCCGGCGCGGGCGCGCCUGGCGGUUCCGCGUUUCCGCCAUGUCGCUGUGCACCGUGGUGGAGAUCGCCUUGCAGUUCGAGAGCUUUCGGAACAUCGACCUCUUCCACCAAGGCCUUUACCACCUGAAGACCCGGAUCUACCGGGAGGACGAGAGUCGGGGCCUGGCGGUGCCCUAUGGCUACCUCAAGGGCCCGACGUUGGUGGAGCCCGUGAAGGGCAAAGCCCCGCGGGUGGACCACCACAACCUCAUCCCCGCCCAUCUCAACGAGGAGAUGUACACCUACUCCACGCGGAGCUUCCUGAUCCGGUACUGCGAGGAGGAGGUGGAGCUCGGGGACGUGGGCCAGUUCCGGGUGGAGCUGAGCCCGGCCGAGCUCGAGCGGCGGCAUCCUCUACUGCUAGAGGUGGAGCUGAUGUUCGCGGACCUGACGCAAGCCGGGGAGAGCCUGGGAGAUCAGCCCGACGUGGAGUCUGCGGAGUUCCGCUGCGUGUCCACGCAGAUCCUGCGGCUGCGGGGGGUGGAGAGGGGCCUGCACGACUUCUGCCCCGUGGUCUUCGACGAGUGCCACUUCUGCCUGCUGAAUCUGGCGGUGCAUAGCGCGGUGGUGGACCUGCGGUUCCGCCUGCGGCCCCAGCAGGCGGUGGCCAAGCCAAAGGUGGCCGGCCCCGCGCCCAGGAAGGAGGCGCAGGCGCGGGGACGCGGGGACGCGCGUCUCUUCGUGACCGACUCAACUCGUGAAACUUCUGUCGCCAUGGCCCGCUCUCCGGCGAUCGCUCUGCUCCUCUUCGGGGCUCUGGCACUGCUUGCCAGGCGCACGGCCCUGGGCUUCGUGGGGCCUCGGCCCACGUCCCGCAGCCCCGCGGUGCUUCGCCGCGCCGAGGAGGGCGAGGAGGAGGAGGUGGAGGAGUACGUGGCGGCCGAGGGAGACCGCCUGAAGCUCAAGGUCCUGUCCCCGGAGGGCGACGGCAUCUCCGUGGCCUGCUCUGAGGUUGUGAAGCAACAGUUCGAGCAACGCUUUCAAAACAGCGUUCAAACAAAAAUGGUGAAUGUCAAGCCCUGGCCCUUUGAAACAACUGUGGUGCAUCGGGCCCUGCAAGUUGUGGAAACUUGGUAA
Effrenium voratum is the source of this 1136-nucleotide messenger RNA. The record is from the annotation of a GenBank genome assembly. NCBI's taxonomy places the organism in Eukaryota, Dinophyceae, Suessiales, Symbiodiniaceae.